Messenger RNA from Mya arenaria, 1806 nucleotides. RefSeq names its product serine/threonine-protein kinase Nek10-like. The record is from RefSeq and is a predicted model, not a curated record. NCBI's taxonomy places the organism in Eukaryota, Metazoa, Mollusca, Bivalvia, Myida, Myidae. Gene Ontology annotation, molecular function: protein kinase activity; ATP binding. The transcript is spliced from 3 exons. Gene Ontology annotation, biological process: intracellular signal transduction; protein phosphorylation. Bases 481 to 1422 code for a protein of 313 amino acids.
UAAAAAUGUAUGUUAUAUUGAAUUAAAACUUGUUCAAAUUAAAAUGAUUAAGGAAGAGCUUGUAUAUAUUGCAGUAUAAUAAGGUGUCAUUCUUGAACAUAUAGUGUUUUUUCACUUUAAAGGGAAUGGUGGCGGGUCCUUUCAUAGGAGAAAAAUGGCAUCGUUUUGGAAAAAGGGGAAAAAAACUAACAUAAUUCUUCAGUACUAUCAAGCUAAAUUAAUAUAGUACAGGUAUAUUUGACAUCAACUGUUUCUGCAAUGCAUCCUUAACUAUCCUUUAACAGCACGUCACCUUAGUGCAAGAACUCAAUAUCUGCUUAAAUAUCUAUAUGCAGUUAUUGAGUUAUUGCACUAGGGUGACGACUGUCUGCAGCCCCCCAAACCAAGGUGUCCUGUGCUCUAACCCAGUACUUGCUGUCCAUAUCCCGCCCCCUAAUCGCUUCAAAUACAGGUAUAAUUAGCAUCCUCUGUUUUUCUGCAAUGCAUCCUCAUGUCUCUCUUUUCUUCCACAGUAGGAUGUCCGCCCCUCUGGCUUUCAACCCACUGACAGGCUGUCCAUAUCAGGCCCCCUCUGCCAUUAACACCCAUUCCCUCCAGCAUCUGUGCAGGCACACCAUUGUCAACUGUGUUGGGCUCAAAAACAUUCACAAGGUUGAACAACUGCCCCUUCCACCACGACUGAAAGGUCAGGUGUCCAGUUUAAGUCUGGUAGAUUUCUUCAUUGAUGGAACCAGUCUAUCCCCUCAGUCACAAGACACUGGACUUUACCCAGCCACCUGCAUUCUUACGGGAGACCAUCUCAACAUUAGGGUCAUACAACCAGGUCAAACUCCACCAGAGAGCGAAAACAUUUUUGCACGAUUUGAAGAAGACAACCACUGGAUUUUAGUGGAGACUCAAAUCGAAUCCCUCAGAGAUGUCUUGCUGAAAAGCAAGGAGACCAAUAUGCCUGUACAAGAAACCAUCAUAUGGAAAGCCUUGUCCAGCUUAGUUUCUUACAUCAAGUCCAAUGACGUUCAACCAAAUGCUCAUUUGUCUACUGAUUGUAUCAAAAUUUCUGGUAGCAAGUAUUACAUAGAAAUCUUGGAUGGAACUCAGAAUGACAUGCCAGUUGAUGCAACAGCCAAUGCCACAUAUGAGGCACCAGAAGUUUUAACAAAUGAAGAUCCUGAUACCAGGGCCCUUGUUUGGUCAAUUGGCUGUAUUGCAUAUGAAGCACUGGCCCUGGAACCAGCAUAUUAUGACCCAACUGGCACCAAUCCAUUUGCCGCAUACCAGAAUGUAAUGGCAGGAGUUAUUCCCCCUAUGCCAACAAAUGGGAGUACAGAGUUGCAGGACUUGAUUUCUAAGUGUCUGGUGGCCAAUAAAGACAACAGAAUCACCCUAGAUGACCUUCAAACCCUUCUAAGCAGCCACUUGUAGUACAUCUUUAUUUAUCUGUGAGAAUGAUUUAAACUUGUAGAACAAUACUACUUAUCUGUGAUAUAAAUUACUGUGAUGAUUUAUUUUAAUACUUUUUACACAUUUUUCAUUGUUGACAAGAUUUUAUAAUAUAUUUCUAGUGCAAAUAAAUGGAAAUAGAUACGCUAACUGUCACUUUCUUUACUGUGUAUGACCCUUUAUGAUAAAGAACAUGGACAGGUUUGAACAAGUGAAGUGGGGCUGAUAUUGGAAUUCUUUCUUUAAAAUAGUUUGUAAAGCCUAUGGGACAAUUUUGAGCCCAUCACAGUUCACAUGACAUCUUCCUUCUAGUUAAUGUUCAUUACAUUCAAUUUAAAAACAUAGACACAUUUUUCAAAUGGUUUA